UCCACACAAUACACAUCUUCGUCACAUCCCCGUUCUUCCACGAACACACAUCCCCUCCUUACACCUCCGCCGCAAUCGCUCAACCUCCACCCUUAACCGCUUGACCUCCGCUCUCCGCUGCUCGACCUGCACUCUUCGCCUGUCUACUGCUGUCCGCCGCUCGACCCUCGUUGUUUGCUGUGCGACCUCCGCUCUCUGCCGCCCAACCUCCGCUCUCCGCCCCUCGGGUGGGCAUCAUCAAUUAACCUCCACUCCAGCCAUCGUCAUCGAGAAAACCCAAAGUUUGAGAGCUCAGGACAUCGAUUUUCGAUAGAGCCUAUCUUAAGUGGAAAUUUGCCUUCUGGCUUCGACCCAAGUACUCGCCGCAGUGUAAUCAUAUUGCAAACCGAUAAUGGUACUCCACUGCUGCAAAUGACGGUAAACAACCAAACGACGGAAGAUAACUCUCAGUACAGUCGUGACUAGACCACCGACUCUCAAAGAUAAGAAAGAAAGAAAAAAGAGGUUUCUUAUUCUCCCUCUGUUAGCUUCUUUUUCUUUUCCUAUGUACGCCCAAUUUUAAGUUUCGUUGAUAGAAUUUGGUGCUUCUUAGCAGUUGGGAGUGUAUUUUUGUAUUGUGUGGCGUUUCAUAUAUUUUGGGGGGGAAAAGUGAAGUUAGCUGAUGUUUGUUUAGAGUAGGUCAAUGUUGUAUGCAGUUUCUCCAGUGAGUCCCUUUACGAGCAGCAGCAGCAGCAUCUGUUACCCUAGAAUCAAUUUUCAUCAGAAGCGUUUAGCUUCAACAAGGCUUAAUAAGGCCUCGGCCUCAGCGGGUCCCAAUGGAGUGAAGAUCGAGUACACUCCAUGGCUGAUUGUUGGCUUGGGCAACCCUGGAAACAAAUAUCAUGGAACUCGACAUAACGUUGGGUUUGAAAUGAUAGAUCGUAUCUCUCAAGAAGAAGGCAUUUUGAUGAACACUAUACAAUCAAAAUCAUUGAUUGGCAUAGAUGUUAAACUCCAACUAUGGUUUGCUCUGAGUAGGUGUGCGUUGAUAUUGGGUCUAUUCGUUAAUGUUGGGCCACUUGCAGCAUAUUAUCAAGUACCCUUGCGCCACAUCCUACUGGUAUAUGAUGAAAUGAGCUUACCAAAUGGAGUUUUGAGGCUUCAGCCAAAAGGAGGACAUGGCCAUCACAAUGGGGUGAAGAGCGUAAUGCAACAUUUAGAUGGCCGUCGAGAAUUUCCUCGGUUUUGCAUAGGUGUUGGAAACGCUCCUGGUACAAUGGAUAUUAAAGCUUUUCUUCUUCAGAAGUUCAGUGCCUUGGAAAGGGAACAGGUGGAUGCUGCACUGGAACAAGGUGUUGAGGCCGUUAGGACACUUGUCACAGAAGGAUUUAGCAAUCGGAUUAAUAGGUUUAAUAUUGGGCAGAAGUACAAAUAUCACAAAGUUUAAUUGCAUUCGCUUGUGAUAAAGACUUCCUAUUUCUUUUGUUUCGUUUAUUAACUUUCCCCGCAAUCACCACUAAUCCUUUUUUUUUAUCAUUUAUAUUUUGUAAAAAAAUUCUCCCUAAACAAAAAAAGGAAAAAAGAAAAAAUCUCUCAUGGGUGGUCGAUUCUCUUCAAUAGGAGCUGCUUGCUAUUCUGUUGCCGUUAGGGGGUCUUUGUUUCCGUCGGUUGGUGUGUAGUUUUCCUUGUUAGGUUUUAACUGCUUUCUUGGUAAUAUAGUAUGUCUUUGUGUUCGGGGUUUUUGUCUAGGGUUCUCUUUGCAGGCUUUGAGGAUGGAAUCUCAUUCUAUCAUAUUAGACAUGCGUACAAUCUUUACUUAUUUACUUUUCGGUUUGAUAUCACAUACACAGAAAUG
Messenger RNA from Striga asiatica, 1834 nucleotides. The record is from the annotation of a GenBank genome assembly. Lineage: Eukaryota; Viridiplantae; Streptophyta; Magnoliopsida; Lamiales; Orobanchaceae.